Ilex paraguariensis (yerba mate) is the source of this 205-nucleotide messenger RNA. The record is from the annotation of a GenBank genome assembly. NCBI's taxonomy places the organism in Eukaryota, Viridiplantae, Streptophyta, Magnoliopsida, Aquifoliales, Aquifoliaceae.
GUGGAUUCGAGCCCAUAUCGUAGACUCCAAAUCAGUUCUUGGGAAACCAUUCCUGGUGAUUGAGUUCGGCAAGUCUUCAAGGUCAGCUUGGUACAGUUUGCGUGCGAGGGACUCCAAUUUUGGGAACGUAUAUAACGCAAUCUACAGUUGUGCAACAAGUGACGGUCCAUAUGCUGGUGAACUAUUUUGGCAACUCAUGGCCUAA